Trichomonas vaginalis G3 is the source of this 1299-nucleotide messenger RNA. RefSeq names its product tubby protein, chain A domain-containing protein. Lineage: Eukaryota; Parabasalia; Trichomonadida; Trichomonadidae. The transcript has a single exon. The coding region runs from base 1 to 1299 and encodes 432 amino acids. The record is from RefSeq and is a predicted model, not a curated record.
AUGAAGAAUACAAUCACGACCGUACCUUACUUGAGCGACGAAAACGCCCAAUUCCGCAUGGACUUUGUAUUCUUCGAUACAGCGCUCUCAACUUCUGAAAUUAAGCCUCUUCAUUUGAGUCUUCCAGGAAAACAAAAUCUUAAGAAGACUUUGAAUCCUCGCCAAACAAUGUCUCGAUCAGAUAAAGUCGAUAACAACAAAGCAUCACCAAAUCAGACUCUAAGAAACGGAAAUCACUCUCCAAGACCAACUGCAACUGAGCGUCAACAAGAGCCAGUCUUUGUAAAUCAAGUAACACCUAAUCAACCACAAGAAUCGCAACCUCAGCCAAAUCAAAUGAAUACAUUCAAGAUGAAAAGAACACUUCAAAAUACACUUUUACAAAGAACUCAUUCGAGAAAUUCACAGAACAUGGAGCAACAGGAUUCUCCAGAUAGGCAACAGCAACCACAACAGAGCUCUAAAUAUCCAAGACCUCAAGAUUCACCACCUCAUUCUCCAAAUAGAGAACAGCAACAACAGAGACAAGUACAACAACCAGUACCUCGAAGAUCACCAGUUCCAGAGCCAGCUGCUAGACAGGCUAACCCAAUGGCAGAACUUGGCUUGGAUUUCUCGUUAACAGGAUUAUAUUUACUUCCUUGCUUGACAAGUCAGACCAUCAAUAUGAUAUUCAAUGUCGAAGAACCACAACCAAACGUUACAAGAUACUCUCUCCGUAUGCCACAAGACGUAGAUACAGAAAUUCGUCUUAGAUGUGACGUCAGUGGCAAAUCGAGAACUUCUAAAAUCGAAUUAUACUACAACGAUGUUGUUGUUGGCGAAUUUAAGUACAACUCUAAUAAUAAAUGCUUCUCUGUUGGAUUAACCGCUUUAACUCCAGCUAUGGAAGCUUGUGCGGUUCUUUUCAACCCUUCAUUCUCAAGUUCAUCUGCUCCUAGAAUAUUUGACUUCGUUAUUCCUGCUUUGAAGAAGAUUGAUGGCAGAAAUCAAAUGUUCCGUGUCCCUUAUCAAGAACCGUCAACAUUGAUCCAAUACGUAUCAAAGAUGGCCAAAGAAUCCAUCAGACUUAAGACAAGAAUCCCUUCAAACGAAGGAAACGAAUAUGAUUCAACAUUUAAAGGCAAAUUCCUCCUCAAUGCUCCAACUAACUUCAUAUUAUACCAUGAAUCUAAUCAAAAGCGUGAUAUUUGUACAUUUUCCAUGGUUACUGAGAAUUCUUAUAAUUUGGCCGUCAGUUAUCCUCUUUCUCCUAUUCAAGCAUUCUUAGCUGCAGUUGCUGCUUCGAUUCCACUUUAA